Beauveria bassiana ARSEF 2860 is the source of this 1380-nucleotide messenger RNA. RefSeq names its product pyruvate dehydrogenase complex dihydrolipoamide acetyltransferase. Lineage: Eukaryota; Fungi; Ascomycota; Sordariomycetes; Hypocreales; Cordycipitaceae. Gene Ontology annotation, cellular component: pyruvate dehydrogenase complex. The record is from RefSeq and is a predicted model, not a curated record. Gene Ontology annotation, molecular function: dihydrolipoyllysine-residue acetyltransferase activity. Bases 1 to 1380 code for a protein of 459 amino acids. Gene Ontology annotation, biological process: pyruvate decarboxylation to acetyl-CoA. The transcript is spliced from 2 exons.
AUGCUCAGCGCCGCUCUUCGGAGGCGAGUUCUCGCUCCUACGCACAGCGCCCUGCGCAAUGGCUUCGCUGCUCACGUCGUCCGCUGCUAUGCUUCCUUCCCCGACCACCAGGUCAUCAAGAUGCCUGCCCUGUCCCCGACCAUGCAGGCUGGUAAUCUGGGCGCCUGGCAGAAGAAGCCCGGCGACACCAUAGGCCCCGGUGAGGUCCUCGUCGAGAUUGAGACGGACAAGGCCCAGAUGGAUUUCGAGUUUCAGGAAGAUGGUGUCAUUGCCAAGAUCCUGAAGGAGGCUGGCGAGAAGGAUGUCCCCGUCGGCACUCCCAUCGCUGUUCUUGUCGAUGAAGGUACCGACAUCUCGGCCUUUGAAAAGUUUACACUCGAGGAUGCUGGUGGCGACGCCAAGCCGGCCGCUCCCAAGGCUGAGGAGAGCAAGUCGGAUGCCCCGGCUCCCACCGAGUCGAGCUCCCCGGCCCCCGAGCCCGAGCAGUAUGCUUCUUCCGGGCAGAAGCUGGAGACGGCCCUUGACCGUACCGCCAACGCCAGCCCCGCUGCCGUCCGACUGGCGCGAGAGAAGGGUGUCAGCAUCGACGCUCUCAAGGGCACCGGCAAGGGCGGUCAGAUCACCGAGGAGGAUGUCAAGAAGGCCGGAAGCGGCCCGACUGCCGCUGCUCCUGGUGCCACGUACGAAGAUACCCCGGUCAGCGGAAUGCGCAAGGUCAUUGCCAGCCGCCUCCAAGAGUCUGUCCAGAACAACCCCCACUUCUUCGUCACGAGCGCCUUGAACGUUUCGAAGCUACUGAAGCUUCGCCAGGCUCUUAACAGCUCGUCCGAAGGCAAGUAUAAGCUGUCUGUCAACGACUUCCUUAUCAAGGCCAUCUCGAUUGCCUCGAAGAAGGUGCCUGCGGUCAACUCGAGCUGGCGUGGCGAAAGCAUUCGUCAGUUUAACUCUGUCGACGUCUCCGUCGCCGUCUCUACUCCGACGGGUCUCAUCACGCCCAUCGUGACUGGCGUCGAGGGUCGCGGCCUCGAGUCCAUCUCCAGCAAGGUCAAGGAGCUGGCCAAGAAGGCGCGCGACAACAAGCUCAAGCCUGAGGAGUAUCAGGGCGGCACCAUCUCCAUCUCCAACAUGGGCAUGAACAAUGCCGUUGACCACUUUACCGCUGUCAUUAACCCCCCACAGGCUGCCAUUCUCGCCGUGGGCACGACCAAGAAGGUGGCUGUUCCCGUUCAGAACGAGGAUGGCUCGACCGGUGUCGCGUGGGAGGACCAGAUUACUGUGACGGCUAGCUUUGACCACAAGGUUGUCGACGGCGCCGUGGGUGCUGAGUGGAUCCGCGAGUUUAAGAAGGUGAUUGAGAACCCUCUGGAGCUCCUGCUCUAA